Messenger RNA from Arachis ipaensis, 912 nucleotides. Lineage: Eukaryota; Viridiplantae; Streptophyta; Magnoliopsida; Fabales; Fabaceae. The record is from RefSeq and is a predicted model, not a curated record.
AUGUCCCAACAGAUCAAUAUGAUCUCUCAGCACUUAAAUGAGGUACAGAGCUCAGCUGCUUACUCCCCAGAGAUAGCAUAUGAAGUGGACACUGGUGAUAACACCUGGACCACAAUGGAGGAGAAUAGGUUCAACAACAAGCCAUUCCAACCCUCUCAGCAGCAGAUGGAGACUCCCAUACAGAGCCUCUCUGACCUGGCUACCAUUGUCUCCAACCUCUCUAAGGCCACGCACAGUUUCAUCGCAGAAACUAGGUCUUCUAUUAGAAAUUCGGAGAUACAGAUUGGUCAGCUGAGCAAGAGGAUCCCAGAAAUUCCCUCCAUUACUCUUUCCAGCAACACUGAAGUGAAUCCAAAGGAAGAGUACAAGGCCCUCACUAUGGAGGGAGAGGCCAAACUGAAGGAGCCUGCUACUGAGGAACUGAAGGAAAUCCGAGCUCAGAAGGAGCCCAAGAAUGUCCCCAUGCACACCACAAUGAAGAAGGAGGAGCCUAAAGAACGACCCUUUCCAAGCGUGCAACAGGAGCCUGAUGAUGAGCAACUUGCUCAAUUCUUAGUAGUUCUCAGGAAACUGCAAUUCACCAUCUCUUUUGCAAAGGUGUUGGAGAAGAAUCCCCCAUCUAUGGCGAGUUUAAAGAGCAUGAUCUCUGAAAAAAAGGCCUUAAGGGGAGAUGAGACUGUGGUACUGACCAAGGAUUGCAGUGCCUUAGUUCAGAAGAAGCUAUCUCAGAAGUUGUCGGAUCCCGAAAGCUUCCUGAUUCCCUGCACUAUAGGGACCACCACCUUCGAGAAGGCAUUAUGCGACCUUAGCUCAAGCAUCAACCUCAUGCCUCUCUCUGUGAUGAAGAAGCUAGGAAUUCAAGAGGUGCAGCCUGCCAAGAUCUCAUUGGAGAUGGCAGACAAGUCCCUAUAA